AUGGAAAUACCUGAAAAUUCCCCAAUUCCAAUUCUCAAGGAAAGAUAUAGCAAAUUAAAAUUUACAGAUCCUACAGAAGCUGCUAUAUUUAUUGCAAAAGAUUCAUAUAAUUCUUUUUAUCCAUUAAAUUUUGAGCAAGGAAAAAAGUUUCGUUGUCCUAACUGCCAAUUUUGCAUGGAGCUUGUAAAGACUCAUGAAAAUGGUCAACUUUUCUUCAUUCCAGUAAUUAAACACGAGCAUAGAGCAAAGCAAUGCAAGCCGAGUAACAAUAUACCAAAAAUUCUUAAGUUGCAAGCAGGAAAAAAAGUCUAUGAAUUAGCAAAUUCUGAUAAUGUUCCUCAAUGCAAAGAAAUUUUUGCAAAAGAAUUGAAUAUUCCCAAUGCAACUUAUACGAUGUUCCAUAAUAUAGUAAAUAAACUUAAAGGAACCACAAAGGGGGAUAGAAUUCAAUCUUACAAUUAUUUCUCAACAAUUUUUUCAAUCAUAAACAAAAUCGAACAAGGAUUCUGCGAAAUGAUUUUAGUUAAAGAAGUUAACAAUGAAAUUGAAUUGCAUACAUUUAAGAAAGGUGAUGAAUUACCUGAAAAUUCAAAAGACUUUCAAAUUUAUUCAUUU
This is a messenger RNA of Trichomonas vaginalis G3, 615 nucleotides long. RefSeq lists its product as uncharacterized. Lineage: Eukaryota; Parabasalia; Trichomonadida; Trichomonadidae. The transcript has a single exon. The annotation marks the transcript as partial. The record is from RefSeq and is a predicted model, not a curated record.